UGUUUGGCGGUUUCGGUUUAUCACAGUGAAUUGGAAAGGGUUUCCCAAUUUUGUUGCUCUUUGUUUAUCACCUCUCGCGAAAUAAAUAUGGUAGAGCUAGAGUGAUGACUAAGCGCCAUCUAAUUAAAUAGUAUAACAAAGAAAAUAUUUGCAACAUUUUCAUCAUGCCCUCCGACUAUACGGAUAUUGAUUGGAGCAAUUUGUCAUGGAACUGGACACAAUUCUGUCCGACUGGCCUAAAGCCUUUUGCCAACGAUACGAAUGAUUUGUUACCCUGCUUCCAGAAGACUUUGCUUCAGUUGCCAGUGUAUACGAUAUUUGCAGCAUUAUCCGCCUACUAUUUUGGUAUACAAACGAAUUCGUCAGUAAUAGCAAGAAAUCAAAGGCAGUUGCAGUUGUUGGCAUUGCGAACAUUUGUGACAAUUAUAUUGGCCCUUCUGCCUGUAGUGAAAAUCUUUGUGUUCCACAAUGCAAGCGUUGAUCUCUAUGCGGUGGAUGUGUUGGUGGUCAGUGCCGAAUGCAUAAUGUGGGCGGUGCAUUACGGAUAUCUUCUCAAUUCGCGUCAUUAUGGUGAACUCAGUCAUCGUGGCCCAUUGCUGAUAAAUGUCGUCUGGCUUUGUGUUGUAGUACUGGAUGGUGUAUGGCUUCGCACAAGUCUUAAUUUUACUUGGUGGCCCUGGAGUUUGGGAACUUUCGUAUGUGAUCUAAUUUACGGUGUGACACUGUUGCCCCGUGGAAAUGCCGUAUACGUUGCCCUCUCGCAAACUGCAGCCGCCAAUCGAGAACAAGAGGCCUUGCUGUCGAAUCGUUAUACAUACUUUCAAUUUGAUUUCAAUGAGGCGCAUCUCGGACAUGCCCAGGAUGAGGCAAAUUGGCCCUCUAAGUUCUUAUUUCAUUGGGUCAAUCCGCUGAUUUCCAAAGGAGUCGCUGGCAAGUUGAAGAAAAUUGAAGAUCUCUUUGAUCUGCCCGAUGCCUUAAAUAUCACACGUCUUAGUGAGAGACUUCAUUCGGCUUUGAAUCAUUCGAAAAGCUUAUGGCGGGCCUUGCACAGGUGCUUUGGACUGGAGUUCUAUCUAAUUGGCAUACUAAGGCUUAUAGCCGAUCUGAGUGGAUUUGCCGGGCCUCUGCUCUUGGGUGGACUCUUGAGACAACAAGGCGAAGAGGCAAAUGCCCAUGGAAAGGCAUACUAUUAUGCUUUGGGUCUAUUUCUGAGCACUUUGCUGUCCGCCGUGUGUGCCACACAUUUUGAUUGGCGUAUGGCCAUGGUUAGCCUAAAGAUGCGUGUGGGCGUGGUUAAUGCCAUUUAUCGCAAGGCACUGGAGGCCCGUGGUCUGCAUGAGGCCAAACCGGAUAUUCUAAAUCUCAUGUCCACCGAUACGGAUCGCAUAGUGAACUCUUGCAUUAGCUUUCAUUUCUUUUGGAGCAUUCCCUUCAAACUGUUUACCACAUUGUAUCUGCUCUACACACAAUUGGGAGCUGCCUUUUUGGCUGGGGUGGCCUUUGCCGCUCUCUUGAUACCGAUUAACCGAUGGCUAGCCAAGCGUAUUGGCAUCUAUUCCACCGGUCUAAUGAAGGCCAAAGAUGGUCGUUUGUCGGCCACCACGGAAACCAUGCAGGGAGCCAAACAAAUCAAAAUCAAUUCUUGGGAGAAUAUAUUCAUCACGAAGAUACGUGGACUGCGGCAAAAGGAAUUGAGAUUUCUAGGAAAGCGUAAAUAUUUGGAUGCCAUGUGUGUAUAUUUUUGGGCCACAACACCAAUCUUGAUGUGCCUACUGACCUUUGGUGUAUCCGUUUUGAUGGGCCAACAAUUGAUAGCUUCGACCACUUAUACCAGUGUAGCCUUGCUAUAUAUGCUGAUUGGUCCAUUGAAUGCAUUUCCUUGGGUGCUCAAUGGCCUAAUCGAGGCAUGGGUAUCGAUAAGGCGAGUGCAACAAUUAUUGGAUAUACCCGAUCUUGAUUAUUCCAGUUACUAUAAUCCCAUUAUAUUGGGCACUGGACAAGGAGGAGGAGAAGGCGAAGCUGCCAGUGUUUUGCAGAUGAAAAGCGCAUCAUUUGCCCAUGAUCAAGAUGAGAAUGAGAGUGGCUUUAGGCUACAGGAUAUCAAUGUGGAUAUUAAGGCUGGUCAAUUGGUAUGCAUUGAAGGACCCGUGGGUGGCGGCAAAAGCACUUUUCUAGCCGCCAUUGUCGCUGGCGUUCGAUUCCUUGACGGUGAGUUUUGUGUCCAGGAAUUGACAACGGGAUUCGGUUAUGUCAGCCAAACGCCUUGGCUACAACGUGGUACCAUAAGGGACAACAUCGUGUGGGGCGGAAAUUUCGAUGAGCAAUGGUAUAAGACAGUGAUUCAUGCCUGUGCCCUGGAAGAGGAUAUCAAAGCUCUUGGUGGCGAUCUUUUGGGCAUAGGUGAAAACGGAAGAACUCUAUCUGGUGGACAGAGAGCACGUGUGGCGUUGGCAAGAGCCGUCUACCAGGAUAAGAAAAUUUAUCUUCUGGAUGAUAUACUCUCCGCUGUGGAUGCACAUGUCGCCAAGCAUAUAAUCAAAUAUUGCCUCUUACGUUUACUUAAGAACAAAACCCGCAUUAUUGUAACCCGAAGCUCUCAACUCUUCUUUCAUGCUAAUCAAAUUCUUUAUAUGCAAGAUGGUCAAUUGCGUCCAAGUGACUAUAUGACGGAAAGCAUUGAUCUCAGCGAGGUUGAUGAUGAUGUUGAUGACGUGGAGGCGGAGCAGAACGCGAUAGAGUCAAUUGCACGACGUCGCGGUCACUCAGUGGAGUUAGCCAAUGCAGAGGAUAAGCAGAGUGUGGACAGUUUGCUUCUGGAAGAAUCCCGCGAGUAUGGACAUCUUUCGAGCAACGUUUUUGCUUGCUACUGGCGGGCCGUGAGCACUCCAUUAGCUGUCACUGUACUUCUCUUUGUGGUAUUGAUGCAACUAACACGAAAUCUCAGUGAUGCAUGGUUGGCACAUUGGGUCACAGAGACCACACUUGAUCCACACCCAAAUGAUACGUCACUGGAGCAUAAAUUGGGUGAUUCGGGACAUACUACUGGCUUUUAUUUGGGAAUCUUUGCCGGCAUUGCGGUGACCAACUCGAUAGUUACCCUGGUACGAGCAUUUCUCUUCGCCUAUGCUGGAAUCAAAGCGGCCAUCUAUAUGCAUGAGCUGCUGCUUAAACGGGUGAUGUUUGCAAAGUUUAAUUUCUUUGACAUAACAUCGGUGGGACGAAUCCUGAAUCGCUUCUCAUCCGAUACCAACACUGUGGACGAUUCACUGCCCUUUAUUCUCAACAUUUUGUUGGCCCAACUAGUGGGAUUGAUAGGAGCCUUAUGUGUCUCAUUGUAUGCAAUGCCAUGGCUGGGUCUAGUAGUUGUACCCAUGGUUCCCAUUUAUUUGAAUCUACAACAACGCUAUCGUCAUGCAUCGAGGGACAUUAAGCGAUUGUCCAGCAAUGCCAUGUCACCGCUCUAUACGCACUUUACCGAAACUCUUCAGGGCCUCACCACCAUAAGGAGCAUGCGAGCCAGUCCGCGGUUUCAGCGUGACUUUCAGGCUAAACUGGAGGAAAGUAUUAAGGCCCAAUUAACUCAGUCGGCUGCCCAGCAAUGGUUGGCAUUACGUUUGCAAUUGCUUGGCGCAUUACUAGUUGGUGGAGCUGGAUUGUUAGCUGCCAUUACAGCUUCUCACACCACAAAUCCCGGCCUGGUUGGUCUUUGCAUCUCUUACGCCUUGUCUAUAACUGGACAAUUGGGAGAUCUGCUGCAUGCCAUGGCCGAGACAGAGCAAGAAUUGGUUGCCGUGGAGCGUAUUAAUCAAUAUCUGCAAUUGGAGGGCGAGCAGAAUGCAGAGGGUAAUGCAGAAGCUCCGUUUGGCUGGCCAGCCCAGGGAGUGCUUAGUUUUAGAGAAGUCGAACUUAGUUAUAGGGAGCACCUUGCACCAGCCCUAAAAGGUAUUAGCUUUCAAACGGAAGCUUUUGAGCGAAUCGGUAUUGUGGGACGCACUGGAGCUGGGAAAACAUCGAUUCUGGCUGCACUGCUUCGUGUAGCGCCACUUAGUCAAGGUGAAAUACGAUUGGAUCAAGUGAAUCUACGCACUUUGCCACUGCAUAUGCUGAGGGAGCGUGUGGGAGUCAUCACCCAAGAGCCAUUCCUCUUUGAGGGUACUGUUCGUGAAAAUCUUGAUCCUCGUCAUGGUUUCUAUGACUCGGAGAUUUGGCAUGCCGUGAAGAAUUCUCCUGCAGCCACUCUGCUGGUUCAACAACUGGGUGGACUCGAUGGUCGGGUGGAUAAGUGCGGCAAUAACCUUUCAGCCGGACAGAAGCAACUACUUUGCUUAGCUCGAGCUUUGCUUAAAAAUGCCAAAGUUGUGUGCAUUGAUGAGGGAACUUCCAAUCUGGACGAUGAGUCUGAUCUGUGUAUGCAACAGGCAUUGCGAAGUGCCUUUAAAAGCUGUACUCUACUUUUUAUUGCCCAUCGAUUGCGUGGUCUACAGGCUAUGGAUCGUAUCCUUGUUCUAGACGAUGGACGAAUCUGUGAAGAGGGCAAGCCUGUGGAAUUGGCUACAAAUACAUCCAGCAUUUUCCAUGAUAUGCUGCGGGCUCAGAAUAUAAGUCCAGAUGAUUUCACCAAAGCGAAUUAAGCUGUGUGUAAUUGUUAUACAAUACGAUUUUAUUUAUUUUUUUAUCUAUUGACUUAUGUGUAGUUUAGCAUUUAAUCUAUUAGUUUUAUUUUAAAGACUUUGUUUUGCAAUUAUUCUUGUACAAAUGUUUUUCUUUAUUUCAUGAAACCCCAUACAUAUAUGUAACAAAAUAAAAAAUGUUAAUCUAAUAUCAACCUA
Molecule: messenger RNA, 4829 nt
Organism: Drosophila willistoni
Lineage: Eukaryota; Metazoa; Arthropoda; Insecta; Diptera; Drosophilidae
Product: ATP-binding cassette sub-family C member 10
Exons: 5
Coding region: 165-4631 (1488 amino acids)
Biological process (GO): transmembrane transport
Cellular component (GO): membrane
Molecular function (GO): ATP binding; ATP hydrolysis activity; ABC-type transporter activity
Source: RefSeq, a predicted model, not a curated record